Molecule: messenger RNA, 1662 nt
Organism: Enterobius vermicularis (human pinworm)
Lineage: Eukaryota; Metazoa; Nematoda; Chromadorea; Rhabditida; Oxyuridae
Source: the annotation of a GenBank genome assembly
AUGGAAAAUUUGAUUGGUUUUAGAAAAUCGAGAAACGAAAGCGAAAAAAAGCGUCGAGAUGCAUUUAAUCGCUUGAUUAACGAGUUGACCCUUUUGGUCGCAAAUGGCGACCGAAAAAUGGAUAAAAGCAAUGUACUCAAAAGUGCAAUUAAUUUUCUAAAAAAUCGACAGCCACAAGCCGAGUCGACUACCGAAGAAGGAAAUUUAACACCAGAUCCAAGUUCACAAAGUUUUGCUGAACAAAACCCUCGAAAUUUAGCCAGAAUAUAUUUGGAUGCACUUGAUGCGGGGACGUUUUGUAUUAGUGGUAGCGGAACCGUUCAUCAAGCAUCACCAACAUUUGCAACAUUGUUUUGUUCAUCAGUUCCACAAUUAAUAAAUCAGAAUUUUAUGGAUUUACUGGAUGAAGAUUCUAAACGUCGUUUUGACAAAGCUAUCUCCACCGAAGUAUUACGUGCUGCCGCAGUACCGUCAUCGACAACAUCUAACCCAGGAUCGUCAAUAGUUGAGAUUACCGUAGUUGAUAAAUAUCGUAAGCGUUCACUGUUGCUAAUUGGACGCAUUAAACGAAUUGCUAAUGUUUAUUUUUCAAUACAACAGUUUGGUCAACUUUUGGACAACGAUAGGAAACAACCAGUUCUUACCGGACAAGAUUCGCCAGCUAACGAUUUACAGCAAAAAACUUCACUCUGUUAUGUUGGCCUCGCUCGUCCGGUAAACUUCAGCUUAAGCGUUGAAAUUUCAUCAGAAUUUUUUCCAAGAAAUCGCAAAUCUACCACUUUUACCAUUAUCUAUAACAGUAAUUUCCAGUGCCUUUAUACAGAUUCCAGCUGUGGAUUGUUGCUUGGUUACAGUCGUUUGGAAAUGAUCGGAAAAAGCGGGUACGACUUCAUUCAUCAUGAAGAUCUGGAAUCGGUUUCAAUAUGUCAUCAGCGUUUGAUGCAAAGAGGAUCUGGUCAGAUAGAGCCUCAUCGGUUCAAAACGAAAGGGAAACAAUGGGUUUGGAUACAGUGUUCAGCCAAAAUCCAAACUUCUCCAGAAGUCCUUAGAAUUCACUGUGUUUAUUCUCUAGUCAAGAAGCCUAUCCUGCUUUGGCAACCGAAAGUCAAAAAUCUGACGCCCGUAGUCGCUUCACAGUCUACUCCAUUUGUUCAAACUUCAAUCCGUGAUGACGUCAUUCUGCCUAUGGAUUCUAAUCCCUCAUGCGAAGUACUACCUUCGAAACUUUCCGAAGCUGAACAGAACUAUGCUUCACCAACAGAUACCACAAGUGACGCAACCGCCAAUGAUCAGUCGUGCUCGCCAUGUACUGCGAUAGUGUUUAAAAGCCCUAUUUAUCGAAGUCAAGAUGACCUUGCUACAUUUACUGCACCUCCAAGUUUUAAACCCUCUUCGAGCACUCCUCUAAUAAGUCCGGCACCACUGGCAAAGAAACCGUAUUUAUCUCCGUCCGUCUACUCCGAAAACAACAUUGGUGAGGAGCUGAGCGACCUGAAGACGGAAAGCAGUAAUGUUAUUAUAUCACCAACGUACCGGCAGCUGUGCGAAGAAUUACAACGAAAAAGUGAUCUGCUAAGGCAACAAGUUUUGCAGAAGGAGAUUGAAUUGCAACAACUGCAGUUUAAACAGUUUUUUGCAUCUUGUCGAAACAUUAAACCUUAA